Salvia splendens (bonfire salvia) is the source of this 2323-nucleotide messenger RNA. RefSeq names its product probable inactive ATP-dependent zinc metalloprotease FTSHI 3, chloroplastic. Gene Ontology annotation, molecular function: ATP binding; zinc ion binding; metalloendopeptidase activity. NCBI's taxonomy places the organism in Eukaryota, Viridiplantae, Streptophyta, Magnoliopsida, Lamiales, Lamiaceae. The record is from RefSeq and is a predicted model, not a curated record. Gene Ontology annotation, biological process: proteolysis. Gene Ontology annotation, cellular component: chloroplast thylakoid membrane. The coding region runs from base 227 to 2044 and encodes 605 amino acids. The transcript is spliced from 4 exons.
UCAGAUAAAAAUCUACUGCAAUCCCCUCUCUUUUAUCUCCCACUUCAAUCGUCCAACUAAAUAAGCCAUAUCUUCCCACUUCAGUCUCAAAUUCAACAUCAUAUAGAAAAAGGUACGUCCUACACAUUUCUCUGAGGCCAUUUAGCACUUGCUUGGUUGUGAAAUUAGAUUGUGGCAAAUCUCGCAGCGGGUACAUGGAAACUUUUCUUUGACUUUUGAAUAAAAAAUGGCUUCUUUACCUCUUGCUUGGAGUAAUGGGUUCUUGAAUGCACAAGAAAAGUUGAAUCUUUGUGUUGUUAAUUCUAAAGUUUAUGUGGUAGAUAGAACUCGAUUAUCGAAGAGUAACUUUGGCCCUGACGCUAGCCCCUUUUCAUUGAGUAAUUGCUGUCGGAAACCGUAUCAUAGAUUGUCAUGUAGCAAUCAAAUUAGGUUAAUUGGAAAUGAGAAGAUAGAUAUUGAUGCUCAGUUGAUUAGAGAAGGAAAUCGGAGGAGGUGGUUUUCUUUGAGAUGGCGCCCUAGGAUAAGGUUACUCUCGAGGAGAUUGAAAAGGGCUUCGAUUAGGUCGAUGCUCGAUGCCCUCGGGAUGUUUCUCCGCAAGAAUGUGAAGAGAGUCACGUUUUGGACUUCUGUAUCUGUUGUUUUGGGGCUGUGCUUUUUGUUCCUUAAGCUAACUGCUAUGCCGAAUCCUAAAGGUGUUCCGUAUUCGGACUUGAUCACGAGCUUGCAGAGUGGGAGUGUGUCCAAGGUGUUGUUUGAGGAGGGUACUCGUGGUAUAUAUUAUAACACGAAGGUGUCAGCUGUGGAAGAUGAGUCGAUGAGUAAGAGUGAGAGCGUGCUUGAGAAUGAGGGCGAUGAGGAUGCUUCACGAAAUAGUGUAGUUGAGAAAAAUAUGCUUGUGAAACUAACGAAACCGAAAAAUGCAUCCCCUGCGUGGGAGUUUUCUACGAGAAAGAUUGAUCACGAUGAGAGCUACCUUCUUAGUUUGAUGAGAGAGGGGGGGAUUUCGUAUGGCUCAGCACCUCAAUCAGUACUUAUGUCGAUGAGGAGUAUCUUGAUCACAGUUCUUACUUUGUGGAUUCCUUUGACUCCUUUGAUGUUUCUUCUCUAUCGUCAACUUUCUGCUGCCAAUAGUCCUGCCAAGAAGAGAAAACCUAGCAACCAAUUGGUUUGCUUUGAAGAUGUCGAGGGUGUUGAUGCUGCCAAGGUGGAGCUUAUGGAGGUAGUGUGUUGCCUCCAAGGAUCAAUUAACUACAUUAAAUUGGGUGCCAAGUUGCCCAGAGGUGUGUUGCUCGUGGGCCCUCCAGGAACAGGAAAGACUCUACUUGCCCGUGCUGUUGCUGGAGAGGCAGGAGUACCAUUUUUCUCUGUUUCCGCUAGUGAAUUUGUUGAAUUAUUUGUUGGAAGAGGGGCUGCCCGCAUAAGGGACCUUUUCAGUGUUGCAAAGAAGAAUGCACCUUCGAUUAUUUUCAUUGAUGAACUUGAUGCAGUAGGUGGAAAGCGUGGAAGAAGCUUCAAUGAUGAAAGAGACCAGACACUGAACCAGUUGCUGACAGAAAUGGAUGGCUUUGAGUCGAACAUAAAUGUGGUUGUUAUUGCUGCAACAAAUAGACCAGAAGCCUUGGAUCCAGCUUUGUGUCGACCUGGCCGGUUCUCCAGAAAAGUAUACGUUGGAGAGCCGGAUGAAGAAGGGAGGAAAAAGAUUUUAGCUAUACAUCUAAGAGGAGUUCCUCUCGAGGAAGACUUAGGCUUUAUUUGCAACCUAGUUGCAUCCCUUACCCAAGGCUUAGUUGGGGCUGAUCUUGCAAACAUUGUCAACGAAGCUGCCCUCCUUGCCGCUCGCAGAGGGGCAGAAUGUGUAUCGAGGGAAGAUAUCAUGGAAGCUAUAGAAAGAGCAAAAUUUGGAAUAAAUGACGAGAGACAGAGAAAUCCAAAUACGAUAAGCAAGGAACUCGUAAAAAUAUUUCCUUGGAUGCCUUCUCUUAUGAAAAGAAAUGAUAAUUGGAGAGAUGGGGGUCAAGGGCUAGGCUAUCAAACUUUGAGCUAAGUAGUCUGUUUUUUAGCAUCUUCUUACGUGUUUGUGGAAUCGAAAAACAUGUUUUUGAGUGCACAAUCUUCACAUCUGUACUAUUAUAUCUUUAGCACUCUCUCGUGAUUUGGCUUCAAGAAAGGGUCAUCGUCUUUGUUGCUAUUCUCAGAAGGUUAGCAUCUUCAUCGGAUUGGUAAUAUGUCGAUUUCAAUUCGUUUAAUGAUUAGUUGUGUUUCUGGUUGAACCUGUAAUCGGGAUUAUAAUGACGAUGAGUGAUGCACAUUUUCCUUUGAAUUA